Molecule: messenger RNA, 1020 nt
Organism: Copidosoma floridanum
Lineage: Eukaryota; Metazoa; Arthropoda; Insecta; Hymenoptera; Encyrtidae
Source: RefSeq, a predicted model, not a curated record
AUGGCUCUCAAAUCUUAUAAACCGACCGUUAACGAGAUAAAACGUGUGGAGACUGUCGAGCACUUUGCUUAUUUGUGGUCUGUUGGUACACCUCGCGGCAUCGAUGGAACCGAAGAUGUGGCCUCGGAGUGUUUUUCAGCCGGUGCUCGUACGUGGGAGUUGCACUUGUACCCCAACUCAAAGUGCACGAGGUCAAAGGACAAGGACUGUCUGGCUAUGGACCUCACGAUGACGGGAGAAACGGAGCUUGUGGUACGUUUGUGCGUAUCGAUGAUUGAUCGUAAGAGGCAGAAAGUCGUUCGUUCGUGGAGGGCGCGAAAGAUCCUAUUUCAACCUAACGAGCCUUUGGUCAUCAACAGAUUGAUAAAGCUCGAUUUCGUUGACGAGGUCACCAAGGAGGUACACGUAUUGUGCGAAAUUUGGCCCGACGAAGCAGACGAGCCGAAAAACGCCGAAGAAGAAAACGGCUCGAAGAUGGAAGAAAAACAGUACAAAUGCCAGCGUUUCUUGAACAACAAAAAGUGCAGUGAUGUUGCGCUACUGAUUGGCGAUCGGAAGAUAUUGGCGCACUCGAUAGUUUUGGCAACGAGGAGUUCGGUGUUUGCGGUCGUACUGGGCGACUUCGUGUCACGCAAAAACAAAUUAGCUUCGACUCAACUGAUGAUAAAAUGCACGCCGUACAAUGUGAUGAUGGCGUUGAUUCGUUACAUGUAUCACGGGGAUGUCGACGGUGUCGAGGAAGUGGCCAACCAACUGAUGGUGGCAGCGUUCGAAUACGGUGUUUGGGACUUGAUUCACGUUUGCGAGAUGGUUUUACUGAAAAAUCUGAGCCAGGAAAAUGCUUUCGAUUAUUUGAAGUCGGCAGUGAAAUGUGAUGCGUUAUAUUUAAAAAUCAACGCUUUGAAACUGCUCACGGAAUUAUGGUUAGACGACAAAAACCGAAAAUAUGUCGUGGAUCCCACGAUUUAUCACCUGGAGGACGACUCAUUUGUUUCUUGCUUGCAUUUAUCUCACCACUAA